Molecule: messenger RNA, 878 nt
Organism: Camelus dromedarius (Arabian camel)
Lineage: Eukaryota; Metazoa; Chordata; Mammalia; Artiodactyla; Camelidae
Gene: MRPL40
Product: mitochondrial ribosomal protein L40
Exons: 4
Coding region: 243-800 (185 amino acids)
Cellular component (GO): mitochondrial ribosome; mitochondrial large ribosomal subunit
Source: RefSeq, a predicted model, not a curated record
UCCGCCUGCCCGAGCGCGCGUUCAUUGGGCACCCGCGAGCGCAGGCCACGUGCCGCGCGGGGUGCAGCCACCGCGGCCCUGGCUCGGACGCCGGCGGGAGAGCCGGCCCGGGCGGGCGCGCUUACUGGACGGCCGGCUGCACUGCAGGCUCGGCCCUCGCGGAGCGCAGGCCGAGUCGCCUGGGAGCGGCCGGGGCAGCGCCGGCGGGAAGAAGGACCCCGGCCGGCGCGAGGCUUCUGGGAAUGUGGCCGGCGCAGACCAGGGACGCGCACCAGCGGGCUUCGCUGCUGUCCUUCUGGGGACUCGUGCCCAUGAGAGCAGAGCCUCUGCGAAAGAAGAAAAAAGUUGAUCCCAAAAAGGACCAGGCAGCAAAGGACCGCUUGAAAAAGAGGAUCCGACGGCUGGAAAAGGCAAGCCAGGAGCUAAUUCCCAUUGAGGACUUCAUCACGCCAGUCAAGUUCUUGAACAAAACAAGACAGCGGCCUCCGGCAGAGCUCCCCUUCGAGGAGAGUGAGCGCAGGGCCCUGCUUCUGAAGAAGUGGUCACUGUACAAGCAGCGGGAGCAUGAGGCGGAGAGGGAUGCUGUCCGGUCCCUGCUCCAGGCCCAGCAGGAAGCUCUGCGGGAGCUGCAGCUCACAGCCCCGGAGCUCCAUGCUGAGGCCACCAAACGGGACCCUGGUCUGUUCCCCUUUGAGAGACAAGGACCAGAUUACACGCCUCCCAUCUCCAACUACCAGCCCCCAGAAGGCAGGUACCACGACAUCACCAAAGUGUACACACAGGUGGAGUUCAAGAGGUAGAGCUGCUGGCAGCCGCGCCCAGAUGCCUGGGUCAGGCCUGCCUGUGACGGCAUGCAGUGAAUAAAUAUUUAAGAGCAA